Molecule: messenger RNA, 1629 nt
Organism: Penicillium paradoxum
Lineage: Eukaryota; Fungi; Ascomycota; Eurotiomycetes; Eurotiales; Aspergillaceae
Product: aminoglycoside phosphotransferase family protein
Exons: 4
Coding region: 1-1629 (542 amino acids)
Cellular component (GO): mitochondrion
Source: RefSeq, a predicted model, not a curated record
AUGUCCCGACUACCUAAGGACUCAUUGCCCGACGAUAAUCUUUUCUCAUAUUCCUCUGGGAGGUUCCUUUACAACGAAGAAUUGCGCCUUCGCGAGCGAUAUGUACAAUUUGAUGUCGCUGCACUCGAAUUUGCCAUCGCGAAACAUGUCGGCCGUGGAAACGUCCAAAGUAUUGUCAAAUUAAGUGAGGGUGGCUUCAAUCGAGUGCUUUUAGCCACUAUGGAAGAUGGCUUCAAGGCAAUCGUCAAAAUUCCAUACCGGAUAUCCGUCCCAAAGACAUAUGCGACCGCCAGUGAAGUCGCAACUCUUACGUUCCUUCGCUCAAAAGGGAUCCCGGUGCCUGAAGUCUAUGGUUGGUCUUCUACAACUGAAAAUGCAGUUGGUGUGGAGUACAUAAUCAUGGAACAUGCAUCAGGGGUGUGUGCGGAUACUCACUGGUUCGACACGACAAAAUACCAGAAAAAAGCAUUGGUAACACAGAUUGUCGAUAUUGAGAAACAGAUUUUCAAAAUACCUUUCGCUUCUUUUGGAAGUCUCUAUUUCAAGAGCGAUCUUCCUCGUGAAUCCCAAGGUCGACUAUAUCAGCCUGGCACACCGGAUGAGGACCGAGAUUCCGAAACCUACUGCGUUGGCCCCAUUGCUGACUACAUGUUUUGGUAUGGACAACGUGCCAAGCUUGAGCUGGAUAGGGGUCCAUGGAGCGACCCAAGGCAAUAUCUUCUUGCAAUUGCCAGCAAAGAAAUCAAGUGGACCGAGUGUUUUGGGAAGCCACUUGAGUGUGACUUUCCACAUAACACUGUUUUUCCUGGUGUCACUUCCCACAAAGAUUAUUUGGAACUCCUCAAGAAGUAUCUUGCAAUUGCUCCUUAUCUCCUUCCAAAGGAUCAUAGGGAUAUCUUGAAUCAACCUACCCUUCGGCAUCCUGAUCUCACUCCAAGUAAUGUCUUUGUGUGCCCAGAUACAUUCAAUAUCACAUCAAUCAUUGAUUGGCAACAUACAGUUGUCACCCCACUACUCCUUGCUGCUGGGUACCCGAAACUAUUUGAGAAUCCUGACCCCGAGCCUGCAACCGGCUUAGUCCCACCAAAAUAUCCAGAAGGCUAUGAUACAAUGAGCCCCCAGGACAAAAGCCAAGUCGACGAGCUCAUUCGGCGGCAGAGCCUUUUUUAUCUAUAUCGUGUCUUCAACGGGGGAAUGAACAAAGUGCAUCUCAAAGCUCUACAAGAUCCUUUGAUUCUGUCACGUCAGCAUCUGGUAGAUUUUGCGGGCCGUCAAUGGUCAGGCAAUAUGGUGACAUUGCGGGGAGGUUUGAUGCGCAUGCGUGAAAUUUGGCGUCAUGUUCCGGGAAAGGACGAAAAUACUGAGUGUCCUAUUCAAUUUUCGGAGCAGGAAGUCAGAGAGCACAAUGAGACUGAGCCAAUGUGGUAUAACUUGAACAUUCUCGUCAAUCACUGGCGCGAUGAACUAGGGGGACUCUCAGAAGAAGGGUGGGUCCAGACUGAGCGGUACGAGUAUGCGGUAAAACGAAAUGAGUCCCUCAGAGCCGAGUUCUCUGAAGGUGGUAAUGCUGACGAGCUUGAGAAAUUCAAGCGGGGUUGGCCUUUUCGAGAUCAUGAGGAGUUCUUUUAA